This is a messenger RNA of Megalops cyprinoides (Indo-Pacific tarpon), 2838 nucleotides long. RefSeq names its product probable ribonuclease ZC3H12C. The record is from RefSeq and is a predicted model, not a curated record. NCBI's taxonomy places the organism in Eukaryota, Metazoa, Chordata, Actinopteri, Elopiformes, Megalopidae. The transcript is spliced from 7 exons. Gene Ontology annotation, cellular component: nucleus; cytoplasmic ribonucleoprotein granule. Bases 337 to 2838 code for a protein of 833 amino acids. Gene Ontology annotation, molecular function: mRNA binding; RNA endonuclease activity; metal ion binding.
CUGCACCUUAAAGGAUUUCGGAAAGUGGCGAGUUGCAGGGAAAUGAUCACCUGUGAAAGACGUUACGGAAUGUGUCCUGCUUCUACGCAGAUGUCUGCAUUUGGCAAAUGUUGACGCUACUCUCUAAAGACAGGCCCUCGCUAGCUUGACUUUUACACCCCGAUCUCAAGUUGAAGAGUGACCCACAAGAUAACCUCACUGCUUUGCCCGAUGGGUCGACUGGACAGCGAAAGCGGGCACAAUACAUACACGAUUGAAGGAUCCGAUACUUGAGCGAUCAGAGAGGCAGGGGGGAGGAGCUCUGUCAACGUGACGCUGGAUGCGUGCGGCAGCUUCAUGGGCCUGAAGGACCGCCUGGAUGAAGAAAUAGGCCGCAUUUUGGACCUGGGGCUGGAUUUCGACUACCUCCAUGUGGAGAGCACCGGGCAGCAGCCUGGCGUGAGCGCCCGCAGGCCCGCCGCCAUGGAGAAGGGUGUGGCGGAGGGGGCGGUGGACGAGGAGGGCGCCCAGAGCAGCAGCAGCUCCUCCUCCGGGGAUGUGGAGGAGUGUGCCGUGUCCGACGGCGAGGCCGAGCGCUCCGAGCCGCCCCCGCCCCGACCCCCCCAGGCCUCCCGGGCGGAGCCACGCCCCCCCGGAGCCGACGCCCUCAGGGAGUACCGGACCAAGAUGGAUUUCGCGCUGAAGCUGGGCUACGGCGAGGAGCUGGUGCGGCUGGUGCUGGGGAAGCUGGGCCCCGACGCUCUCAUCAACGACGUGCUGGGGGAGCUGGUGAAGCUGGGCAGCAAGGCCGAGGCCGAGCAGGGCGCGGGAGCGGGAGCGGGAGCGGGAGCGGCGUCCGCCCCGCCCUCCCUCUCGGCCUCCUCCUGCUCCUCCUCCUCAUCCGCCUCUUUGCCCUCCUGUGUCUUCCCGCCUGCCUCCGACUCGCACAGGCCCGACACGCCGCCCCGUCCGGAGUCGGACAUCAAGGACAACCUGCGGCCCAUCGUCGUGGACGGCAGCAACGUGGCCAUGAGCCACGGGAGCAAGGAGGUCUUCUCCUGCCAAGGGAUCAAGCUGGCAGUGGACUGGUUCCUGGAGCGCGGCCACAAAGACAUAACUGUGUUCGUGCCUGCCUGGAGGAAGGAGCAGUCCCGACCUGACGCGCUCAUUACAGACCAAGAGGUCCUGCGGAAGCUGGAGAAGGAGAAGAUCUUGGUGUUCACCCCGUCGCGCCGCGUUCAGGGCCGCCGGGUGGUCUGCUACGACGACCGCUUCAUUGUCAAGCUCGCCUACGACUCUGACGGCAUCAUCGUGUCCAACGACAACUACAGGGACCUGGCCAACGAGAAGCCGGAGUGGAAGAAGUUCAUCGAUGAGCGGCUGCUCAUGUACUCAUUCGUCAAUGACAAGUUCAUGCCGCCAGAUGACCCCCUCGGGCGCUAUGGUCCCAGCCUGGAGAACUUCCUGCGGAAGAAACCUGUCCUUCCAGAGCACAAGAAGCAGCCCUGUCCUUACGGAAAGAAGUGCACCUACGGGCACAAGUGCAAGUUCUACCACCCCGAGAGAGGGCCCCAGCCCCAGCGCUCUGUGGCGGACGAGCUGCGGGCCAGCGCCAGGAGCAGCGCCGCCAAAAGCGCCGGCGACACGGCGCUGGUGAAGAGCCACAGCCUGCCCUCUGCCCCGCGGCCCGAGGGGGCGUCCGAGGCGGGGUCCGAGGCCAAACGCAGCGCCCCCAAGAGGCAGCCGGGCCCCAGCGUCCGGGCACAGUCCUACAGCAAUGUGGAAGACAGGUUGAGUUCGAGGGCCGAGGUCGAAGCACGCGGGAACAGCGGUCCUGCCUCCUCUUCCCCUCCUCCUCCUCCUCCUCCAGCCAGCUACGGUCACCCUCAGGAGCAGAAGGCGCCCCCUAUAGGUGCGCCCACCAAAAUCCAGAGGACGACACCCUCAGCCGCCACAGAGCGGUACCCGGAGGCAGAGCCGGACCCGGACUCCAGCUAUUACUCGAUGAUGAAGGCGUACUGGGGCCUGGGCGUGUCGGGCCCGCGCUGCGUCAGCUCGGUGGCGUCGGACUGCAGCAGCGAGGGCAGCAUGAGCUGUGGGAGCAGCUCGGACUCGUACGGCGCCGGCCUGGCCGAGCGGCCCUGCGGCAGCCCGCUCGACCCCCUGCUGGAGGACGACCUGCAGUGCCACCGCCACCCCCGCCAUCGCCACUACCCCUGCUCCCCGCCCCUGCCCCCGCGGCACCCCCACGCCCCGCCCCACAGCCGCGUCCCACCCCGGCCCUUUGCGCCAGGCCCGCGGGCGCACGUCUUCCCCACGGACCCGCCCCUGCCCUACCCGCCCCCACACUCUCAGCCCCCCGCCGGCUACCCCGGCGACUACCCCCCUCUCCCCCAGAGCCUCCCACACUCCCAGGGCGCCCCCGCGGGCCGCGCCCCCGACGCCUGCGUGUACGACUCGCCCCCUCCGCGGCCCAGGAAGCCCUUCUCCGGACACGCGCCUCUGGGUAGCUGGGAGGGGUAUGGACACCACUACCACCAGCAACAGCACCAGCACCAGAACACCUUCCACAGCGCUCCCGAGAGCCACCAGCAGGCCUGGCGCCCGCCCUGGGGGCACCCCACCUACCCCUCCGCCUGCCCCGCCCGCGGCCCGGCCCGCGGCCCGGCCCCCCAGCAGCCGGACCCCGCACCCGAGCUCAGCCGCUACCAGGACGUGCGCGAGAAGGUGUUCGUCAACCUGUGCAACAUCUUCCCCCAGGAGCUGGUGCGGCUGGUGAUGGGCCGGAACCCUCACAUGACGGACGCCCAGCAGCUGGCCGCUGCCAUCCUGGCUGAGAAGUCCAAGCUGGAGUACUGA